This is a messenger RNA of Oncorhynchus masou masou (cherry salmon), 500 nucleotides long. RefSeq names its product adhesion G-protein coupled receptor G2-like. Gene Ontology annotation, biological process: adenylate cyclase-activating G protein-coupled receptor signaling pathway. Gene Ontology annotation, molecular function: G protein-coupled receptor activity. Gene Ontology annotation, cellular component: plasma membrane. NCBI's taxonomy places the organism in Eukaryota, Metazoa, Chordata, Actinopteri, Salmoniformes, Salmonidae. The coding region runs from base 63 to 500 and encodes 145 amino acids. The record is from RefSeq and is a predicted model, not a curated record. The transcript is spliced from 3 exons.
CUGCUUUGGUUGUAUCCAUAGUCGCCGCUGUCAGUACAGAUUUCUAUGGGCUGAAUAACAGAAUGUGCUGGAUCAAAGACUCUGGUGUGCAGUACGGCUCUGUUGUGGCUUACCUGAUAGUGGUCCUGCUCUUCAAUAGCACCAUCUUUGCCAUCGUCAUCACAACGAUGCUCAAGCUGCGCUCUGUCACGUCGCCGCAGGGGAAGAGGCAGAGCCGCAACAUCAUCUGCAGCGUUCUUGGGUUGACCUGCAUCCUGGGCCUCACCUGGGUGGUGGGCUUCUUCUCCAUGGGCUACACCAACUAUGUCAUCCUCCUCAUCUUUACCAUCCUCAACUCACUGCAGGAGACUGCGGAGGGCAGAGCAGAGUUCCAUGACAACUGGACAGAGCUCAAGCACCCACAUUCUCUCCGUUGGAAGCGAGGUCUGGCCCUCUUCUGGAAGAACAAGGCAGUCCGAGUGCAAGAGGGAGCAAUUGCUGACAAUACAGCUAAGUUCUGA